AGUACGGGUGGAAAACAAAACACAACGCCCUCAGUCUGAGUCCGCGCCGCAGCUGAGCUCGCUGCAUCUCCUCACACUCGCACCCCCCACACCUCCACACACUCACACACAUACACACACGCUCUCUCCUCCAGCUUUUCCCCUCCACAUCCAGCUCCUACUCCACCUCUCUGCUCUGUCCGAAGAUGACCGUGAUUGCUGAGGUGCCAUCUGCGAGCCUGACCUCCACCCGUGGGGAGUAGACCCGGAGCUGGGAAGAGAGAGAGUCUCUCUCUCUCUCUCUCUCUCUCUCUCUCUCUCUCUCUCUCUCUCUCUCGCUCUCUCUCUGUUUCUCUCCCUUCUCUUCUCACCACAGUUGCCCCAAAUCGCCGGGCACCGGGGUGACUGCGCUGCUUUAGCCUUUUCUCUCUCCACCAUUGAACCAUCUCGACAUCCACUAUUGGGAAUUCAGACGCACCGCUCUGCCCAGCGGAAGGGACAUCGACUUUGCUAUCGUGGAAAUCCUCGUAGAAAAGGGCUGAUUUUCCUCCUUUUUUUCCUUUCACAUAAGCCUUCGAGGCUCCCUCUCAAUCAGCAAAGCUGGAUCCUAUAAGCAUGGAGACGGUGGAGAAGGAGUGCGGGGCGCUUGGUGGGCUAUUCCAGGCGAUUGUCAAUGACAUGAAGUGUUCAUAUCCUGUCUGGGAGGACUUCAGUGCCAAGGCUACCAAGCUGCAUGCCCAGCUCCGAACCACCGUGCUAGCAGCAGUGGCCUUUCUGGAUGCCUUUCAGAAGGUGGCAGACAUGGCAACCAACACGCGAGGUGCCACCCGGGACAUUGGAUCGGCGCUGACCCGGAUGUGCAUGCGGCAUCGCAGCAUUGAGGCCAAACUGCGCCACUUCACCAAUGCUCUAAUGGAAAGCCUGAUCAACCCACUGCAGGAGCGAAUUGAGGACUGGAAGAAAACAGCCAAUCAGCUGGACAAGGAUCACGCCAAAGAGUAUAAGCGGUCUCGCCAUGAGAUAAAGAAGAAAUCUUCAGACACAAUGAAACUGCAGAAGAAAGCUAGAAAAGAGCUGCAGGGCCGAGGGGACCUGCAGCCUCAGUUGGACAGUGCCAUGCAGGAUGUGAAUGAUAUGUACCUGCUGAUGGAGGAGACAGAGAAGCAGGCAGUGCGGCGCGCCCUGGUGGAGGAGAGAGGGCGCUUCUGCACCUUCAUCAGCUUUUUGCAGCCUGUAGUGAAUGGAGAAAUUGCCAUGCUGGGAGAGAUCACACAUCUCCAGGCCAUUAUUGAUGACCUCACUGUGCUGACCACUGAUCCCCACAAACUGCCCCCAGCCAGCGAGCAGGUAAUAAAGGACCUGAAGGGGUCAGACUACAGCUGGUCCUACCAGACCCCUCCUUCCUCCCCCAGCAGCUCCGGCUCUAGGAAAAGCAGCAUGUGCAGCAGCAGUGUGAACAGCGCCCACAGUAGCGCCUCUCGCUCCUCGGGAGGCUCUCAGACUCACUCACCCAGUUCAUCCUGUCGCUACCGCAGCCUGGCCCAGCCGCCACCGGGGGGCGCUCACCGCCUCAGCAGCGUCUCCUCCCACGACUCCGGCUUCAUCUCUCAGGAUGCCAAUGUCUACUCCAAGCCCCCCUCGCCCAUGCCAUCGGACAUCACCAGCCAGAAGUCGUCGAGUUCAGCAUCCUCAGAGGCCUCCGAAACCUGUCAGUCAGUGAGUGAAUGCAGCUCUCCUACAACAUUUGGCUCGUCCUUCGCUACCUUCCGCCCUGCUCUCUCUCACACUGGCUCCAUCAGGCCUUUCUCUGUCAUACUUCCUGCGUCCCCACCCUAUAACCGCUCCCCUGGAUCCAACACUUCCUCUCCCACAUCCAAGGUUCCUUGCUGGAAGGACUGGUCCAAGGCAGGUCCACAUGAGCAGCCACUGGUCAACACGCUGCAGAGGAGGAAGGAGCCCUUGGAUAGGCUAAGGGAGUCAGAGGCAUCGCCUCAAUCACAGGGCUAUGCUGGGGUCCAUCCUGAAGACCCUCAGAGGCCAAGGAUGACCCCUGCUACCAUAGCAGCUAAGCACGGUGAGGAAGUGUCUCCGGCGGCCAGUGACCUGGCCAUGGUGCUGACGCGGGGCCUCAGUAUGGAGCAGCAGAAGAGCAGCAGAGACUCGCUCCAGUACUCCAGUGGAUACAGCACUCAGACAACCACACCAUCGUGCUCUGAGGACACUAUCCCCUCCCAGGGCUCUGACUACGACUGCUACUCUGUAAAUGGAGAUGCUGAAGCUGAUGGUCAAACCGAUUUUGACAAAUCCUCCACCAUCCCUCGCCACAGCAACAUCGCUCAGAACUACCGGCGCAUGAUCCAGACCAAGCGUCCUGCCAGCACGGCUGGCCUACCCAGCGGAGCGGGUGCUCAGGGCGGCCCGCCGGGUGCUAGCGGCGGAGGGGGUGGGGGCGGUGGAGGACCGGGCACCCCAGGUACUGCUACCAUCCGCCGGACGCCCUCCACCAAACCCGGCGUGAGACGCACCCUGUCUAAUGCGGGCCCCAUCCCAAUACGCCCACCAAUAGUGCCGGUUAAGACCCCCACUGUGCCCGACUCGCCUGGCGGUGCUUACCCGGGGCCUCCUGCUCGUGUGGGGAGCGAGGAGUGUGUGUUCUACGUGCCGGACGACGCCUCUCCCAGUGCUCUGGAGUACGUGAAAGCAUCGCCCAAGCGUCUAAGCCUGCCUAACACUGCCUGGGGCGCAGGGGCAGUGGAGAUGAGCGUUUAUGGCCAGCCUGGAGAAGAGGACCAGCUGCUGGCCGCCAACCGCCACAGCCUGGUGGAAAAAAUCGGCGAGCUGGUGGCCAGCGCCCACGCCCUGGGCGAAGGUCAGUUCCCCUUCCCUUCCCUCCCUGACAGGCCUCCUCCUGGACCGGAGGCCCAGGCUGACCCGCAGGAGCCCCAGGAGGGCGAGGACAUGCUGGUGUCCAUCCGUCGUGGCGUACGGCUGCGCAAGACCGUCUCCAACGACCGCUCGGCGCCUCGCAUUUUGUGAUGGCUCCUUGAGGCAAAUUGAGGGGAAAAAAACACUACACAUUGUGGACUCUUGUAGAGAACGACCUAUGAAAAAGAGGAUUAAAAAAAAAAGCUAAAUGUUUAAAGAAGUCGUUAGAAUUAAAUACGUGAUGAAAUGAUAAAUAACGAUAACAAAAAAAAAUAAGUAAAAAUGCUAAAUAACAACAGGCUCAGGCCACUAUAACUCUUUAGCGUGUCUGGACGCAUGUUUGUCUUAUUAACACCACCCAAUCACGGCGGGAUUGUAGUCAGACUGUAGCGAGACGCUGGGCGGCUGAAAGAAGGAGGGACAGGGACCUUAAGGGGGUCUGAAAAUAAAGGCCCGGUGUUGUAGGGGACUGAGUUUUCCUGUACAACAUCUACCCUCUAAAUGUGGACCCCAGGAGUCAGUGCUGGAAAAGCUCAUGUAGGGUGAGGAGGUGCUGUACGCCCCACCCCCACCUCCAGCUCGCUGACAUUACACUGCCGUCUGAACGUGAGGGUGAUGGAGCUGUUGUGCAUUUAUGACUGGUCGGUGUGGCUGUCAGUUAAGCUGGAGGUGAGCGGGGCUCUGCUGCAGGUCAGCUUGUGGUUCUGUGAGGGGGGCGGGGCUUGUCUUCUGUUCGUUGUUCUCUUUUCUUUCUAAGCAAUUAAUCUUAAUCCCAGAUUCUGAUCCAGAGCGUGUGCGUGCGUCAGGUGUAUGUAUUUUGUAGACAUAAAAAAUGCCAAUAUAAUGUGGAGCAAUAAAGCUUUUCUUUCUUUUUUCGUUGGUGGAAGAAAGAAGGAAUCAUGAGAGUAGUUUGGCUGUAGUUUUCUUCAGUGUGGGUGCUGAGGUUAUCAGCAGAAGAGCCUGAGCUUUGUCUGGUUUAGUUCUGGCCAUAAUACAAGGGGAGCAAAGUGAAGAGGAGGAAGAGCACUUUUUAAGAUGUAGUGUUCAUGUUGACCACAGGGUGUCAUUGUGGCUGCACUGUGUGCAGUGAGUGUGCAGAAGAGAAGAGAAAAGGCACUUACCUUAAGGGAGGUAGAAAGUAAACAGGCUUGGAAAAAAGAGAGGAAAAGAAAGUGAAGUGUAAAAGAAGGAAUGAGUUGGGGUGGUAAGUGAUGGUUAUUUUUUAUGCUCUUGUUAUUUUUAACUGUUCCAAGUUGAGUAUUUACAUAGAAUAUAUAUCUUUUUCAUGAAUUGGUGUGGGUUCGCCUCACCUUUGGACAUCAAGCCUCAAACCACAGCCCCCUGACUCAGCUGUAUGUGCUGGAGGUGGGUCAGUGAGCUAAGAUGAAGGCACAGACCUGGUUGGGAAGAGUUUGAGAGGGACCUGGUGUGGAAAAGUAACGAAAGAAAGAUGAGGAUGAGGAUGAGGCCGAAGAAGCAGGGAGGUAGAGAGAAUGAUCUCUGGCAAAGGAAAGCAAGUCCAGUUCUUUCUAACGCAAGCAUUCCACUGCCUGAUCUAGAACUUAGGACAACUCACGCAAGUAAGUAACCACUUUGGCAUUUUAUGAAGUAUCGUGUGGAGACAUCCCGUGAGUUCCCAUUUUGAAGUGUGAGAAAAAGGAUGAUCAUUGGUGACUCUGGACAUGGAGUAGUACAUAGGUGGCCAAAAACACUGUUUUAGUCCUGUAGUAUCUGUCUGUGAGUGACUUUCUGUGCUCCCAUGAUUCAUUAUAACCCCUGCCGUCUCGCAUAGCUCUGUCGCUCGAAAAUGACCACUACAUGUGCGACUAAAUGGACACGUAAUGAUUUUUUUUCUUGAUUAUUUAUUUUGCAUAAAUAGAGCACUCUGUUUUAGGAAUGCCUGUAGCUAAUUAAAAAAAAAACAAUGUGUACCUGCUUUGCAAGAGUAAGACUGUGCCAGAAUGUUUGAUCCUUUGCUAGGAGUGAGCAGGAAGGGGGACCACUGCCUAGUACUACACGCCAGCCACAGUGACCCUGGCCAAGAGGUCAGCCCACAGAGACUCUUCCAGAAAGCACAGGUCAUAACUUUGUAUAUAUACUCACAUAUAUAUACAUACAUGUACUGUAAAAGAAGGUGGACAGUAACUGUACUAGCCUCAUCACAAAAAUAACAAAAUGUGUCUGACACAAAUAUUGUCUAACAGUCCUGGAGAAAAGCAGAGGUCAAGUGGCACGGGGUAUGACAGCAAUAUGGCGGAGUUUUCUAGAAAAAAAAAGAGAAUAUGAUCAUGUCUAACAAUUCGAUAUCCAGUACUUGUAUACUGUUUCUUCAAUGUGCAACGUGCUAAUUUACUAUGGUCUCAGUUUCUUUUCAUGCUUAGUCUGCUCUGAUAUUAUAAUUCACACUGACUUUCGGACGAAUCAGUGAGUGAGAGAAAAGCCGAGAAAUGAGGAGGCAUGAAUGAGAGAGAGACAGAGUGGGAUAGAAGAUGAAAAUUACAGAGUGGUUUGCGAAAUAUAUCCAGCUGUGAGUGAGACGUGUAGCCAAUAGUGGAGAUUGACUGAGUAUAAUGUAGAGCAUCAUCCCAGGAAGUGAACUCACCAUUAGUUUUCCAUAUCAGGGCUGUGCGGUUCCAUCCAGGACCACAGCUCUGCACAGUGAAGAGCUUCCCCUGCAUAACUGAUAUCCAGGCUCCGCCCAUGACUGCAUUCUUCAUAUCUACAGUUGCAAGGCCAAACUUUGAUAAAAUCCCAUCGAACUUAAUGAUAUUAGAUUAGAGUUUAGAUUCCGGUUUCCAGUUUAAAAUGCCCGCUAUGGAGCUGGACUUUGCAGGUUAAAAGCAACAACACGUGCCAUUAUGAUAACACUGGCCAUUUGUAAUUAAUAACACGUUCUGAAUUUACAUAUUUUGAUUUGUGAGCUACAGUUUUUCAUUAACUUGAAUCACCUUUUUGCACUCUAUAAGGAUAGAUCACAUGUUUUUGUCAUGUAAUAAAGCUAACAUUAGCAUACUGGCAAAUCUAAAACUACAACAUAGUGCAGAUCAGUAGAUUAGCAUUUUAAACUGGGAACCCAACAUUAUGUAGCACCUCUAUACAAAGUGCGCUACAGUUUGGUUGAAUGUGGUUCCGUAAAGCUUGUCCAAACUUGCAACAGUUGCAAGGAACGAAUGCAUUUGUGGGCAGAGCAUGAGGCCAAGUCUUGAUGUCUUACAGUGAGACGAUUUAAAAACCAUAUGCUGGAAACUAAAAGGAAAAAGAGGAACUAUUUUUCCAUCCACUUUGAGCCAAUUUCAUGAAAUCAUUUUAAAGUUUAUGAAAAAAUGAAAUCAUGCAGUAGAGGUGUGCGACUAAAGUGAGGUAAGAAAACAAGUGCUAUGAUGUGCAUAUAAUGUGCAUUAAAUAUAAACAAAACACCACAAGCAAACAAACAAAAAGGUCGCACAAGUAUUUUAGCACUUCAGAACUAGCCAGCUAGCAUAAAGACCCAGAUUUAAAACAAAAUCCUAUUGAGAAUUGUUUAAUACCUGGUUGAUGGUCAUUCUUAGAUGAAAAUGUUACAAACUGGACAUAAUGGUGCCUAUGUAAUAAAAUUAGACAUGCUCUGGUACAAUACUGUGACUAAACCGCUCUACUGGGUGACUGCAGCGUGGGGAAUACCAGCACCAUAGCAAAGCAAAACAUGGUGCAUUAAGCUUAUGUGCAUUUACUGACGGAUACCAUUUCAGAGAGCAGCAUAACACAGUAUCAUCAUGCUUGUAUGGAACUGUGCAUUGAAUCAGACCCAGUAUAUGCCACAAAUUGGAUGGAAACCUGGUUAUUGUCACUCUUCGGGCAUUGAACGUACACAGGCACAGGUGAGGAGGAGACACGCUGUCUGUCUCUCUUUCCUCUCUGACAUACCUUUGCCAUUGUUUGUAUCAUUCACCAUUUCACUCAUAUCCAUGAUAUCGCGUGGUUGUUAAAAUUCUUACUUUUUGCAUUAUUCAUGUUCUGCCUUAUUACAAGCCAACAGUCGAAUGCCAAAUUUCGUACCAGAAGUGUGACUUCGCUCAGAUGCUGUUUCCUCGAAAAACUGCACCGCGACUGUCUCUGUAAGGCCGGCGUGACACUGUUUCCCUAAGAGAGGCUAAUGUAGCUAAUGAAAUGACUCUCAUUAAUAUUAAUGUUUACAUGCUGCUGAAUUUGUGCUCGCCUCCUUUUCCAUGUGCUCCUACUGGGCUAGCUGAAGUUAGCUUCAGCACCGCCUGAGCAGAGGGAGCUGUGUGAUGGAGUGCAUGUUUGCUCUCUCCCCUGCUGGUCAGAAGGUGCCCUAAAGCAUUCUUUACAGUGAAGAGAGUGCAGCCAUUUACUUUGACUCUAUUACAUUUUAGACAUCAGACACAACAUUUUCAAAGCUAGCUCCAUAAGCAGUAUAGUGGUUUUCAAUGCCUUGGAUAUGAACUACGCAGCCAACCUGUACAUAAAAUAGGCCACAGUCUGUAAAAAACAGAUCAUAAGCAGUUUAUCUUGCAAAGUUAGGCAGUUCAUUUUUCACAUUUUUCCAUAGCUAUUAGGGAUGAGUCAGAGUUUUCAGAUAUUUGAAUAGUCAUGAAAAUCAUGACAUGCUAUGCUCCACCAUAAGGCAGUGCAUGUUACGUUUUGGUCAGAGUUUCUUAUCUGUUUAGUCCAAAGAAAUAAAUGUAGAAAUGUUUCUGCAGCUGGCUAAAGGCUAACACACACUGAGCAAGAAGCUGGUGCCAUGUAACAAAGAGUACAGAGCACAGCUAUAGUUCAUAGGAAGCAUCACAGAAAAGAGCAGAUAAACAAGCUCAUCUUACAUUUGUAGAGCUGAUGGAAUAAAAGUUUCAACAUCAUUUAGGGAAUUUAUAACAUUUGGGAUCAGCUGACUAACUUAACAAACUCACUGUUUUCCUAGGCUAGUAACAUUAGCUGAGCCCAGAUAGCAAACUAGUCUGCUGCCUUGAUAAAGUCGGCACCCUGCUGACUAUAUGCCACUGCUGAUCCAGCCUCUGACCACCCAGAUUAAGGUCUACUAGCUUGUAAUCUCCUCUAACAGAUUUUAAAAUGUCCGUGGCCUUUUAGAAAAUAAAACUAAGACAAAUAUUAUAAAGAAUUGAGAGACAAAACUAGGCCUGAUAUAAAAUGAUUUUGUUGAAAAUGUUGUUGCUGACACUGUGGUAGACUGGUUACACAGCUUUACUUAUGAUAUUGCUGUUAGAAUCAUUUACUAAAUUAAUUUACAAAGGAGAACGAAAGAAAGAGAUAAAGGCAAAAUAAGUAAAUUGGACUGUGAGUGGAAAAAAAUGGCAUUUUGUGUAAUACCAUUUAACCACCAGUGGCCUACUAUCUUUUUGCUAUCUAGGCUGUGACAUAUGAUUAGCAUUUGUUUGUUAUCUUAAAAAUACCAGUUUGGCUACUUUCUUGGUCAUCUAAAUGGAUUUGUGGUCUGGGUUUAAUGCCAAUAUGUCCAGUGUGCAGUAGCCUUGUAGCCUUCAAUGUCCUAUACUUUCUGGGGGGUGGGGGAGGGGUGUUUUUGAAUAUUUUUGAAAUGACUUACACAUUCAAAUUUGACUGAAAUGCCCGUCCCUAAUAGCUAUAUAGGCUUCCAUGCUAGUUUGCUUGUGAUGUCAUGUUUCUGUGUUGUGUAUAUAUAAGCCCAUUGUACUCGCUUUCAUCAUUCUAGCAUCUGGACAUUAGAUAGUAGCUCCAAAAAUCCAACCAUUUUAUCAUUCCACAAUGCCUUUUCAGUUUGCAUUUGUUCUUUUUUAAUGACUAAAAGGAUCUGUAAAGACUGUAUGUUCAUAGCCUUUAGCAGUAAUUGCAAAAAUAAUUGCAUCAUCUCCAGAAUGGUCCAAACUCCGGUACAGCUGCAUGCAUGUUCAUAUUAAAUCGAUUUUGGGCUUGCAACGAUUUUUCACUGUAGAAGAGCCAAGCUGAAAAUAACACCAUUAGCAUACAGCAGGAACCCUUCAUAAGAGCUGCACUUUUGUUUAUUGCUAAAUGAAAAUGCCUGUUUAUGAAAUUAGUUACAUAAAUCCUGCAAUUUGCCACUUAUUUAGUGCAAAAAGCAAAAUAACAAGGCUGGCGCGGUCCUGUCUAUUGUUCUUUGUGUUCUAAUUUAAGCUACCAGGUAGUGGGAGUGUAGAAAGCGUACCUUCUGAUAAGGGUCUCUUUACUCUAAUAAAGAAACAGCUGGAUACCUUAAAGUGUUCAAAAUUAUGUGAGCAUAUGCUGUAGAUUUAACUCAUCUGAACCCAAACUGAAGGUUGUAGUGCAUCCUCAGCUUUGCCUCUUUUAUCUCAUUGGUCUCGCAUUGUUCUUCAUAUUUCAAAUGAGUCUAAAACGCAUCGCUUGGCUGGGCCUGGUUUGUUCUGGCCCGAACACAUGCAACACCCACUCAGUCUCACCCACACAAGCUCUGUUGUUCAGAGAGGCCCUGAAUCUCGCCCAGCAGUGGAACCUCUGCUUCCUUUCCACACGCACACAAGCCGAGAUUGAUGCUCGGCAACCAGGUGCCAUGGUAACUCAGCUGAAUGUCUUAACGGCGUCACUCUGCGCACUCUUCUCCUGCACUUAAGUCUCUCGUUCAUCCUUCGGUUUGCUCCCGAGCCCCGAAAAAGGCGGCUCGGCCUUCGCCACUGUUCUUAACCACCAGAGAAAAUGUGUGCAUUAAUUUUUGUAAACCCCCCCCCACCCCCCCACCCCCUUCCUCCAAUGGAGUCAAGUAAUGCUACAGGUGCUGUCGUCUCUGUCCUCCUUCUUCUUUAUCUCUCUUCUCUUUAUCUCUCACUUUAAUUUAUUGUGUUCUCUUUUAUUUCUCUCUAAGGCUACUUUGCCUCUGUUGCUGAUGACGUUUUUUUUUGUUCCUUUUUUGUAAUAUUUAUCCUCUUUAUUUUGUUAACUCUAGUCACUGCUAAUGUAACAAAACGCACUGUGAUGAUUCCAGUAUUAAUAAAAGUUGUACUUAAACCGUGUGUUUCUA
Molecule: messenger RNA, 9889 nt
Organism: Colossoma macropomum (tambaqui)
Lineage: Eukaryota; Metazoa; Chordata; Actinopteri; Characiformes; Serrasalmidae
Gene: mtss2b
Product: MTSS I-BAR domain containing 2b
Exons: 16
Coding region: 595-3015 (806 amino acids)
Biological process (GO): cell projection assembly; plasma membrane organization
Cellular component (GO): cytoplasmic side of plasma membrane; actin cytoskeleton
Molecular function (GO): actin binding; phospholipid binding
Source: RefSeq, a predicted model, not a curated record